Messenger RNA from Priapulus caudatus, 183 nucleotides. RefSeq names its product E3 ubiquitin-protein ligase BRE1A-like. The annotation marks the transcript as partial. Lineage: Eukaryota; Metazoa; Priapulida; Priapulimorpha; Priapulimorphida; Priapulidae. The transcript has 3 exons. The record is from RefSeq and is a predicted model, not a curated record.
GAGAGAGAGCGAGAUAAGAGAGAGAAAGAUCGAAAAGAAAAGAGAGAAGCGAGAGAUAAAGAGAGAGAGAGAGAGCGAAAGAGAGAGAGAGAGGAACAGAAAGAGAGUCCCCGGAAAAAAAAAGAGAGAGACGAGGAAGAGAGAAGGAGAGAGGAAGAGAGCGAAAGAAGAGAGAAAGAGAGA